This is a messenger RNA of Cyprinus carpio (common carp), 2441 nucleotides long. RefSeq names its product neuropeptide Y receptor type 6-like. The record is from RefSeq and is a predicted model, not a curated record. Gene Ontology annotation, molecular function: neuropeptide binding; neuropeptide Y receptor activity. Gene Ontology annotation, cellular component: neuron projection; plasma membrane. Gene Ontology annotation, biological process: G protein-coupled receptor signaling pathway. Lineage: Eukaryota; Metazoa; Chordata; Actinopteri; Cypriniformes; Cyprinidae.
CAGCAUGCAGCGCUAUCAAGCCCGGUUGCUGAGAGCUCCAAACAACAACCAAUCGAGUGAUGAGCCAAAGGAGCCCGUGAAAUCUGCGCGCGAGGGGGAGGAUGACACCAAUAUUCACAUCCACGCAAAGUUUCCCAGCGUUUCAUCUCGACACUUUCUGCCCAUCUGCACGCCUGAAGUCCCGUCCAGAGAAUCAGACAGCUGCUGCUGCUGGAACAGGGAGUUUCUGCAUCCCCCUCCUCCGUCAUUAGUCGAGUUCAGACCCUCACCGCACUGUCGGCAUCAUCAGCGCUGGAGAAAACACAGCUUUACUGGCUAGACACAAGGAUUGUUCAGAUACGCAGCUCGAGAGACACAAGAUUAAGGAUACAUGUGAAGAUGAGAGGUCAACCAACUGGUCGUCUGCAAAUAAAUGGAAGGACCUAAACAAUGAGUCAACUUUCAUCUGCUGUUUAACGGUUUUGUGAACACCUAGCUUCUCCUCAAACAACUUUGGGACUUAUGGAGGGCUCUGCGAACUCGGACAACAUCAGCAACACCUCAGCUGGGUUGGGCCAGGGAACAUGGGUUGAGUCCAGCGUGUGCCCUCCCUCUGUGAGUGGCACAACACUUCUGAUCGUGGCCUACAGCACCGUUAUCGCGGUGGGAUUGGUGGGCAACACUUGUCUGGUCUUCAUCAUAUCCAGACAGAAGGAGAUGAGGAACGUCACCAACAUCCUCAUUGCCAACCUCUCCUGCUCUGACAUCCUCAUGUGUGUGGUGUGCCUCCCCGUGACGGUCAUCUACACGCUCAUGGAUCGCUGGAUCCUGGGUGAGACGCUGUGCAAGGUCACGCCGUUCGUGCAAUGCAUGUCCAUCACGGUGUCCAUCUUCUCGCUGGUCCUCAUCGCGUUGGAGCGGCAUCAACUCAUCAUCCACCCCACCGGCUGGACGCCCGCCGCAGGCCAUUCCUACCUGGCCGUGGCAGUCACCUGGAUGGUGGCCUGCUUCAUUUCCCUACCCUUCCUGUCCUUUAACAUCCUCACUAAUGCCCCCUUCCAGAACCUCAGCCUUCCAUUCAACCCGUUCAGCGACCACGUGAUUUGCAUGGAGCUCUGGCCGUCCGAACGCAACCGUUUGGCGUACACAACCUCGCUUCUGCUAUUCCAAUACUGCCUCCCCCUGCUUCUCAUUCUACUCUGCUACUUGCGCAUAUUCCUGCGUCUUCGCAGACGGAAGGACAUGGUGGAGCAAGCCACCGAGGCCCGGCAGAGGAAGGCGCGGGGCGCUCAGCGUGUCAACGCCAUGUUGGUUGUAAUCGUGGUCGCUUUCGCUCUCUGCUGGCUCCCGCUCAACGUCUUCAACACUAUCUUUGACUGGUACCACCAGGUGCUUCCUUCUUGCCAGCACGAUGUCAUCUUCUCGGCCUGCCACCUCACGGCAAUGGCGUCUACCUGCGUGAACCCAGUAGUGUACGGCUUCCUCAACACCAACUUCCAGAAGGAGCUGAAGGCGACGCUCCAGCGCUGCCAUUGUGGCUGGGGUGUACCAGAGACCUACGAGAGCUUCCCGCUGUCGACGGUGGCCACUGACGUCACCAAGGUCUCAUCCAUGCAGCAGGGCUCUCUACUGAGAUCGGAACAGUGCGCUCACUGCUAAAGAGAUGGCAGGAACGGAGGGAAGAAUAAGGGGAGGGGUUGAGGAUGAGCUGGCACUGUUUCCAUGGAGACGUGGAGUUGCUAUGUGGGUUUCUGCAUCAGUUCAUACCCAAGAGAUCUAAAAACAACCUCAACCCACUGUUGCCGUGUUUUCUGGGGUCCAGGUGUGGAACGCGGUGUGAUGUUUUGUUAUCAACAGCUAGGGUAGUCAGGGCGUUAUUCCUCUCUCCGUGUACGACAUGUACGGGAUAAAUAUUCCAUCAAGAAUGUGAUUAUUCCUCUGAUGACACUUUCAAGCUUUUGUGUUAGGGAGGAAGGACUGAUUUAUGAGGCUGGAUUGUUUAAGCAAGUUGCAAACAGCAAGUUGUUGUUAUAAUGAAAGUACUUUUCAUGUGCAAUUCUAUCAGUUAUUUAUUCACUGUAGCAGGGAGUCGGUGCCCUCACCAAAGUAUUUCUUCUGUCUGGUUUUGUUGUUGUUGGUGUUGUUGUUUAAUGAAUUGUAACUAUUACUAUUUAUUGUGCUGCUUUGGUGAGACCGCCUGCGCUGCAUUUUAACUUUUUUAAUCGUGCCUCUGUAAUAUUAGGAAGCAUAUUAAACAUUUGAGCAUUGGUGUUAGCUUAACAACACAUCCAUCUUCUGUUACAAUAGAUACAUGACUGUGCCAAUGCCAGUUUAGUAUUACAUAUUUUCUUGAUGAUUGAAGUCAAAGCAAAGUUCAGUUUCUAACAAAAGUGUUUGGUGUUGACGUUCUUGUUGCCUUAUAAAUGGUAGUUCUGAAAGUGCAAAUAAAUUUGGAAACAUGA